Messenger RNA from Punctularia strigosozonata HHB-11173 SS5, 537 nucleotides. RefSeq lists its product as uncharacterized. Gene Ontology annotation, cellular component: membrane; mitochondrial envelope. Gene Ontology annotation, molecular function: heme binding; ubiquinone binding. The record is from RefSeq and is a predicted model, not a curated record. The transcript has 5 exons. NCBI's taxonomy places the organism in Eukaryota, Fungi, Basidiomycota, Agaricomycetes, Corticiales, Punctulariaceae. The coding region runs from base 1 to 537 and encodes 178 amino acids. Gene Ontology annotation, biological process: tricarboxylic acid cycle; mitochondrial electron transport, succinate to ubiquinone.
AUGGAUUGCAAUGUGCGUCUAACCCGGCGCUUGGCUCACUGCGAACGCUCUGACACAAAAAUCUCGCUUGCUCGGGCGGUGCACGAUACGAUCUGGUUGGACGUCGAACAUUCAGCACGACGAAACGCGGCCUCCAGCAGCACUGAAUAUGUCCCUGGUGGACCCAUCAUCCGGGGCACCGUGAACGAUGGCCUCCCCUUCCCUCCGCCUUCCAAGACCCACGGCUCAUACCACUGGGCUUUUGAGCGCUUGCUCUCUGCCGGCCUCGUCCCACUGACGGUCGCCGCUUUCGUCGUUUCGCCGACUCAGUACCCCCUCCUCGACGGCAUCCUCGGCGUCUCACUCGUCAUGCACUCUCACAUUGGCUUCGACUCCAUCGUGGUGGACUACCUCCACCCGCGCAAGUUCCCCAAGCUUGGGCCGCUCGUGUCAUGGACCCUCCGCGCAACGACCGUUGGUGUCCUGGUCGGCGUUUACCAGUUCAACACCAACGACAUUGGCCUUACCGAGCUGAUCGCCAAGGUCUGGCACGCGUGA